AUGGUUCGCACCAGGAAGUACUGGAAGCGGCCCUGGAACGACUACACCUGGAAGCAACAGGUGUUUGUGUUGGGCGUGUUGGCGAGUCCGCUCUACGCCUACUACCAAAAGGACGAAGAGUUCAGAGAGGUCGUCGACUACUGGUACGAGAACGGAGGGCAGGAGCUGUACUACCUGUUCCAAGAGCACGUCCUGGCCGACCGACAGAGCUUCGUGAGCGACGAAGACAUCGUAGACGAGCGCGAACAGAUCGCGACAGACCGGGAGAUGGCCCAGGAAAAGGUUGUGGACUACUUGAUCGCGCAGGAGCCGCCGAAGCCGCUCGAGCUGGCGACGGCGAAUCGGGUGCGGGAGAUCGUGUUCCCGUGGGACUGGCCCACCGUCAAGGCCUUCCUCCUCUACCCCUGGCGACCCGUCGAGAACGACCUCCCCCCUCCCCCUCCUUCCUCUUCCUCCUCCGACCAGCCCACCUCGUCCACCUCGUCUUCGUCAUCUUCCCAAGCAACAAAACGAAGGAAGUGA
Messenger RNA from Acanthamoeba castellanii str. Neff, 522 nucleotides. RefSeq lists its product as uncharacterized. Lineage: Eukaryota; Discosea; Longamoebia; Acanthamoebidae. The record is from RefSeq and is a predicted model, not a curated record. Bases 1 to 522 code for a protein of 173 amino acids. The transcript has 5 exons.